Messenger RNA from Penicillium expansum, 1041 nucleotides. RefSeq names its product AIM24 family protein. Lineage: Eukaryota; Fungi; Ascomycota; Eurotiomycetes; Eurotiales; Aspergillaceae. The transcript is spliced from 5 exons. The record is from RefSeq and is a predicted model, not a curated record. Bases 1 to 1041 code for a protein of 346 amino acids.
AUGUCUCAGCCAAGCUAUCCUCCACCCCCCAUGUCAGCUCCGGCCCAUGUAACUACGUUUACACAUCCCCAGUUCCCAACAGUUGCAGCUCCUAACCCCCAAUAUCCACCUCCCCCAAGGCAACCGCAUCCAAAUGGAGCAUAUACCUCGGCCACUCCACCGGCAGAGAGCCCACAACCCCAUCGACACACCCCUUCAAAUGGGGGAUAUGCAGCUCCCCCGAAGUCAAUGAGCCCGCCCCAGGAUCCAAUCGCUCAGCACAAUCAAGCUGCUUUCGAUUACAAUGGCACUAUUGGACUACAAAAAAUGCCCGGAGGAGCUCCGGCGUAUGGAGAAUUCAGUGGAGCAAAGGAAACCACCCAAGAUGAUACUGGAACUUUCAACGGCGGAAGUUUCAGGGUCAGCCACCGUGAUACAAACUCCGUUUUGACAGUACAACUGGCAAUGGGCUGUCCUUUAACUGUCAGACCUGGUGCAAUGAUUGCAAUGUCUCCAACGAUUACAUUGAGGGGAAACAUCUCGUUUUCCUGGAAGAAACUCAUCAUUGGGGGCAGUAUGACUAUGUCCCACUACACCGGUCCCGGUGAGCUCCUGCUCGCACCUUCAAUGCUGGGAGAUAUCAUGGUCAUCCGGAUGGAGGACCCAGAGGAAUGGAAAAUCGGACGUGACGCCUUCCUUGGACAUACUGCCGGUGUUGAGCAUAAAUACCAGUCCCAAAGCUUGUCCAAGGGUGUUUUCUCCGGUGAGGGAUUUUUCAUCUACAAGAUUACAGGAUCUGGCGUACUUUGGAUACAAAGCUUUGGUGCAAUCAUUCGGAAAGAUCUUCGCGAAGACGAGACAUACUUCAUCGACAACGGCCACCUCGUGGCUUGGAACUGCAAGUACAAGAUGGAGCGUGUGGCCUCUGGUGGUAUCAUCUCUGGCAUUAGCUCUGGUGAGGGUCUUGCCUGCAGAUUUAAGGGCCCGGGAACUGUCUACCUACAGACCAGGAACCUGAAUGCCUUUGCUGCCCAGAUGAAGAUAAGCACUGCAAGUGGCUGA